Sander lucioperca (pikeperch) is the source of this 889-nucleotide messenger RNA. It is a transcript of the gene nenf, whose product is annotated as neudesin neurotrophic factor. The record is from RefSeq and is a predicted model, not a curated record. Gene Ontology annotation, cellular component: membrane; endomembrane system. NCBI's taxonomy places the organism in Eukaryota, Metazoa, Chordata, Actinopteri, Perciformes, Percidae. The transcript is spliced from 4 exons. Bases 99 to 581 code for a protein of 160 amino acids.
ACGGCGGUAAAUGCAGCAUCAACUCAAUAGAGCAGCGACAAGGAAGUGGAUGACAGUGGCAGUUUCCGCAUCAAACUCCUCCAAACAGCGACCCUACCAUGGCAACAGCGCGAAUUUGUGUCCUGUAUGUUGUCCUUUCUACGACUUUAGCGGAAGACUUUAAAUUAAAACACAAACCAUCCACCAAACCUGUCCGGUUGUUCACUGAGGAGGAACUGACGAGAUACGACGGCAGCGAGGAGGGGCAGCCUAUCUACAUGGCAGUAAAAGGAGUUGUGUUUGACGUUACCAAGGGAAAAGAAUUUUAUGGAAAAGAUGCACCAUACAACGCCUUGGUUGGUAAAGACUCCACUCGGGCUGUGGCUAAGAUGUCCCUGGACCCAGCAGACCUGACGUCAGAUACUACGGGCCUCACUGAAGAGCAGCUGGAGUCUCUGGAUAGUAUAUUUGAAGGCACGUACAAAGCAAAGUAUCCGAUUGUGGGUUACACAGCGUCACGCAUCCUCACCAAGGAUGGAAGUUACAACGAAGACUUCAAACCAGAGGACCAGCCUCAUUUUCAAAUCAAAGAUGAGUUUUGAUCUCAUUUUACCUUUUUUUGUAAAAUAUAGUUGUGAAAAAGUCUUGUUAUAAAGGAGUUUUUUUUUCUCUUUACUUGACCAGAAUCAUAUGCCUAAUAUGAGCCUAAUAUGCCAAGAGAAGAGCAAAAUACAUGUAAUGGAGACACUUUUUAGUCAUAUUUACUUGAACAAAAGUUUUACAUGGUCCUGUCAUGUAAAAAAAGUUUUUUUUCUACCAAAAAGUUCAUGCCUUCAGCAGAUGAAUGUGGAAAACAUCCUUCUAGUAUGAAACUGCACAUACAUCGUCAUUUUGCACAGUGAAGCUCAAA